Messenger RNA from Symbiodinium natans, 4485 nucleotides. NCBI's taxonomy places the organism in Eukaryota, Dinophyceae, Suessiales, Symbiodiniaceae. The record is from the annotation of a GenBank genome assembly.
AUGAACCUCCAAGUGCUGUUCCCUUUGAAUUCGUGGAUGUUUCGCGACGUGGUGUUCCUCUGGAAGAUGCUGAUCCUGCCGAGCGGAAGUGGACCCCCAGAGGGCACCUGGCGGGCGACCGACUCCAUCCUGCAAUGGUCCUGGCGCAAGGAUCACUUCGUGGUGCGCGCGUUCAACAUGGAAUUGGUGCCUGAGGAGGGCAAGAAAGGCAUCGGCGAGGUGAUCAAGAAACCCUUCGACUGGCUCUUCGGCAAGUACAAAUCUCGCAGCAAGGCAGUCAGCGCUGCUAGCGCCAGCGUCCUUGCGGGCUCCGAGAUCCACACAGAGGAUGACGUGCUCUUCCUCGAGCACAUGCCAAACUUCAAUGAGACGCUGAAACCUGGCGAUAGCGAGCUGCUCCUCACGUACCUCACCGCUCCCUACAUUCGGGUGCCGCUGCUUCUGGGGUUCUUUGCCGACCGUGAACGUGUUUCACUGCUGCGAGAGCCGCUGCUGCAGGCGGUGCUCGAUGCUGCUCUCUUCGAGCCAGGGCAAUGGCAAAGCAAGCAGGCAGCUGCUACAGGGCCACCCACAGCAGUGCCAGCACCGGACCGUUCUCACUUGGCCACGCCCGCAGGGCUUCUCUUCAACGAGCUGCUGCAGUCACCCAGGGUGGUGCUGGACACGAUCCGUUUGCUGUUGGAUGUGGCCGUGGAAAAAGAUCCUGGGCACCCCGGAAGCGCGAAUGAGGGGCUGAUUCUCUACCUGGUUCGCCUUGCCAGUCGUGUACAAUCGUACCUGCUCUUCCUGGUGAACCACGCCAGGACUGGAGCUUACCUCGAGAGGGCAGGUGCCCACUGGGAGGCGAAGGUGCGGGGGCUGCCGACUGGAGAAGACAAGGCCGGCCAGGAGGUCUUGAGCUGGCUGCAGGGGCUCCAUGCUGAGCUGCGGGAGGUGUUGGAGGGCAAGGUUGCAGACAUGCUCCUCUACUGGGCAAAGGUGGCAGCAAAAAAGAAGGAGGACUUGCUGGUCUGCGGCUGCAGGGCCUAUGCCCACCUUGCUCUGAUCUAUGGCAAGAAUGGGGUCGAGUUCACAACGCGAAGCGCCGCAAUAUUCCUAGCGGCUCAGGCCUUCCUCAACGUGAACCACAGGUGGUUUGCAAGGACGGAGAAGGAGAGUCCGUCUGCACCAAGGCUUGGCAUUUGUGAGUUUGAGCUCUUCGACAUCUUCGAAGGCCGACGCAGUGUGCUGGCCAAGUGGCUGCGUGAACACACAUCCGAGGCCGAUGAUGUUCUAGAGCGUGUCGAGUGGGUGGCCACGUUCAGAGGCACCGUCGAUGGCCUGGACGCUGGAGAAGCUGUGCAGGGGAUGGAGUGGGUUGAACUUCCAGCUGAACCAGGAGACUACAUUCCAAAGGUUGCAGCACCCAAGCCAGAGUGGCGCCGGCCGCAGCCAAAGGAAGAGUACCAGCGCUGGCUCACGCGGGUGACGAAUGGGCCGAAUGAGAGCAGCGCACAGAUUUCUGUGAACUUGGGUCGGUACAAGGUGAAGGGGCACGGCAUGUCGCUGGUACCACAGUGGGCGGUUGAGAACGAGGAUUUCCAGAAGUCCUUUGGGCGCGCCGAUGUGCACUGCUGCGACGUAGAGGUGUCGGCAAAUCGAGCCUGGAAGCAGAUCGUGGGUCAUCACCAUGACCUUCAGCGAUGGGAGCCAGACAAGCGAACGCCCAAUGAUGACCCGCACAGUUCGCUCAGCGGCCGCGUGUAUGACCCGGCCAAGCUUGCUGAUGGCGAGAAGUGGCUGGCACGUGUCCUUUCACCGCUGCAGCUCUCAGGAGCCCUGCAUUUUCAAGAGGUGUCGCCGGACGAAGCACGGCUGGUGCUUGUGGUGCAGAGCGAGGACAAGGAGAAGAAGUUCAACCAGCUCAAAGAGGUCUUGGCUUAUCGGAAUCCGCCCCUUGCCGAGGUGUACGACAUCGUCGAGUAUGGCCGCCAGUUCUACCCGUCCAUGGCGUUUUGCUCGGACAGCAGAUGGGGCCUGCACGUGCCACAGGAUGGUGAGCAACCUUUGUACCGACCAGAGACUGCCAGUUGGAGCCUGGCCACAGGAAGCACCGACAAGCUUUACCCGCCUGCGCCCAGCAUACUGAUCUAUCGGCAGACGGUGGCCGACGUCGGGCGGCAACUCUAUGUGCCCACGCGCCUCUUGCGUGGCUUGUUGCCCAGUGCUCUGCUUGAGCCGGACGCCAAGCCUAGACCCGUAGGUCGAAUGCCUGGAUACCUUGUGCAGGCCAAGGGGGAGGAGAAUGCAGAGAAGGUCAGCAAGAAGGAGAAGAAGAAGGAGAAGCGGAAAGAGCAAAAGAAGCGCAAGAAGGCUAAGACCGGGAAGCAGAAGGAGCCAUCGGCUAACAGUUCAGAGGACUCCAACUGUGCCGAGCCAAAGGAAGAGGAUGGGCCAGGGAAGUCUGAAAAGCAGACGCCCGGAACUGGAGGCACGCCGCAGGAUGAAUCGGUGGCUGCAGCCGAGGUGGACUUUUUCGGUGCGAUGGGAAAGGAACGCACCAAGGAGGACAAGCUCAAGCCAGAUCCUGACAAAAUGAAGGUCAGCGAGAAGGAGUACAAUCCUUUCCUUCGUGGAGAGGAGUCCAAUCUUCCCGUUCCGGAGUCAGCAAGUGCCAGUUCCAUUCCGAAGCACCUGUGCGUGGGCACUCCUUGGGCGGCCAAGAACGGCUGGAGAGCACGCAUGCAAAACCGCAAGGAUCGAGCCGACGGAGACAAGGAGAGGCACGAGGCUCCACCCACUUCACGUCGACCCGACAGGGACGAUGAGCAGCCUAAACCGCCUGGAGGCCGCGGCGGUGUCAGCGGUGGGGGAUGGCGUGCAAAUGCGAAGGCACGCGCGGAGCGCGCGGCUCGCUCGCCCAGCCGCAGCCCCGCUCGGCGUGGCUCAGCUCGUGGCUCCCGCCGCUCUGGCGGCGCCCGGAGCCGGAGCCGGAGCCGGAGCCGGAGCCGCUCUCGGCGGCGAUCUCGGUCAAGGACGUCUGACUCGUCUUCCAGCAGGGCCAGAGAUGCCGAGCGCCGGAAAGAGCAGGUGGCCAAAGCGGUCCUAAGUCGAGUCAAGGCGCAGGAGGAGGCCGAGGGUGACGAGGGUGAUGCCGACGAGGUCAUCCGCAAGCUGCAGUCCAAGUACAGCAAAGGUACUGCAAAGCAAGAUGGCAAGCCAGCUUCGGCUGCGGAGGAGGUCGAAGAUGACAUCGAUCCCAACAAGCUGGGUGCCUUGGCGAUGGAAGCCAUGUUGAGUGGUGACAUGGCCCGUUAUGAAGACCUGAACCGGCGGCUCGAGAAGCACCAGGCAUCUGCUGGUGCUGGUGAAAGCAAGGCUUUCACCUUGCCGAAUGUCAAGGUUCUCGAGCAGGUCGACGCAGCGGGGCGUAGCAAGAAGCUGGUUGAGUCGGUCCAGUCCACCUCUGUCCAUACCAAGGGCAGAAACAGAAGAGGCACUGCAAACGCGGUCCCAGGUGGUAAGGACAAGAAGGGCUCGCAAGGAUACUACGAGGAUGACGACGUCUCCCUUGAAGAGUUGGUGCGCCGCGAGCGCAUCGAAGGGGUUCAGGACUAUGAUGCCAACUUCGAGAAGCACAUCCUGAAGAGGGGCGAUAAGUUCAAGAUGUUGGAAGAGGAUGAAGACGAGGCCUAUGCACUUGGCUGGUACGAAAAUGCCGACAAGAAGGCGGACUCCAAGAAAGCUGCCGAGAGACGACUCAAGCAGGAGAAGAACGACAAGAACCGAAUCCAGGUCAACCUUGAAAGAUGCACCCUGUGCAUGGAAAGCAAGAAGUUCUUCCGCAAGGAUGCCGUCCUGUCGGUUUCGCCUCAUGCAUACCUGUGCGUGGAGGCACAAGGCCGGUGCAUCGUUCCGGGCCAGGUGCUCAUAGUGCCACAGGAGCAUGUCAUGGCCAUGACCGAUGCGGACGAGGCCGUGUGGGCGGAUGUCCGGAACUAUCAGAAGUGCCUCAUCUCAUUCUACGAGUCAGAGCAGCCACCUCGUGCCGUUCUCUUCGUGGAAUCCUCCGUGCACCGCGUCUCGAGGGACAAGGCGCUGUUGGGAGCUGGUCCCCACUGCUGCAUUGUGGCGUACCCGAUUGAGAUGGGUCUCCUGGUGCAAGCGCGAACCUAUUGGAAGAAGGCCCUGGAUGAAGCUGAGAAUGAGUUUGAAACCACUCACAAGAAGGUCUUGGACACCGAUUCCAAGGGUGGUGUUCGAAAUUCUGUUCCGAAAGGCUUUCCCUACGUCCACGUCGACUUCAGUCUCGGGGGCGGCUUCGCGCACGUCGUGGACAAUGUGGCCGAAUUCCCACGGGAUUUUGCCCAACAUGUCAUCGCAGGGAUGUGCGAGAUGACCAUCCUUGAUCGUGCCUACACGUGCAAAGAGGAGUACAAAGAUGCCUGCAAGGAUCUGAAAGAGCGCUUCGCUGCCGACUUUGACUGGACGAAGGCUCUCGGCUGA